GCGCCCUCCAUCCUCUUUAUCAGCACCUUUUGACCUCCUGUUCCCAUCGUUCCUCCCUCUCUUCUGUGUUUCAACGUACAAUUGUACUCGAUUACUCGCUUUCAUUGCUCGCAACUUUCUCUACCGAUAUGAACAAGGGGAACAAAGCUGCCCAUCCUGGAGUCAGUGACAGGCUCAUUUCCAAGAAGCGCGAGUUGCUCAAAGGAAUCAGAGAGCAGGUCCAGCUUGAUGAGACAAAUGGCAAACGCAGCCAGCAUGACUGGAUGUACAUGGCGAUGAUGGAAGACAGCCUUUGGUUGGACUCGUACCAAGAUCAGGUCCUGGACAAGAUCAAGUCAGACACCGUCGCGGACAAGUUUGAGCUGCUUGAUGAAACGGCAUCGUCAUGCAAUGUCGAAUACAACUCUUCUGCCGCAUGUAAACCCUGCGAGAGCCAGAAAUGUGAUUUCCCAGCAAGUGAGUUUGUGAACUUCAAGAGCGAAAGGAGCUGCGCAACAACAUCUACCCUCCGCCUUCUAGCGAAAGCUGGAGUGUACAAGCCCGUUAUGAAAAAGGACAAGUUGCUUUCUUAGGAUAGACUACCCUAAAAAAUGUUCAUUAGAAUAAAGCGCACUUUCUUUCA
This is a messenger RNA of Guillardia theta CCMP2712, 622 nucleotides long. RefSeq lists its product as hypothetical. Lineage: Eukaryota; Cryptophyceae; Pyrenomonadales; Geminigeraceae. The record is from RefSeq and is a predicted model, not a curated record. The transcript has a single exon. The coding region runs from base 129 to 572 and encodes 147 amino acids.